Messenger RNA from Lodderomyces parapsilosis, 1251 nucleotides. RefSeq lists its product as uncharacterized. The transcript has a single exon. NCBI's taxonomy places the organism in Eukaryota, Fungi, Ascomycota, Pichiomycetes, Serinales, Debaryomycetaceae. The record is from RefSeq and is a predicted model, not a curated record. Bases 1 to 1251 code for a protein of 416 amino acids.
AUGAAACACCGGUCAAGAUAUUACAAGCAGACAAAGAGUAGGGGUAUAACCAAGCGAUACAAAAGGCAAGAUAAGUUCAAAGAGUUUGUCAACAAGGACGUACAAUCACUCGAAACUAAAUAUGCCAUCCAUGGACAGCUGAAUUUGAACUUUAUCGACACUCAAUUGACAACAGGAUCGUAUUCAUGGGAUAGAGUCACACCUAGUGGACUAACUCAACUGAAAAGCUCCAGAGCAUUACGAUCACUACGACACCUAUCUGCUGAAACCAUUGCCUCCCAAGCAUCCAAAUUAUCACCCGAGUUGUUGGCAACUUUGCCCUGGUCCAUUUGGAAAAUUGUUUGGACAAUGAUCUUGGCUACAAACACAGAUUCAAUCCAAGUAUACACAUUGUUUCUUAAAAAUUUUGGACAUUUGCCCGAUUUCAAAAGCCAUAAAGCACACAUUGUAGAUGUUCGUGAUGAAACUAUUGCAUUCACUCAAAUUCCUCAAAAUCGACUACAUCGGGUUGAGAGUUUAUUCUCCAACAUAUUGAUUUCUGAAAUGAUUCACAAUUUGGCUGAGUUGAAAUCAUUUGUUAUUUGGGACAUGUCUCAACAACAAUCAAAAAUGCCCAAGGAAGAAUACUUUCUGAUUUUCAAUAUCCCCAAUUUGAUUUGCGUCGAUUUAUCAAACCACGAUGUUGAUGACGUGUUUUUGCAACAUUUGGGCUUCUGUAUUGGUAAUAGCACUAAGUUGAAUCAAUUGAGAAUGAUUAAAUUAUCAAAUACAAAAGUGACACCUACAGGAGCGAUGAAGUUUCUUGAUGCGAUUCUGUUUCAAUCUUGCAAAUUGAGUUAUAUACAACUCGAUUUCAAGCUUGAUCACAAACAUUGGCAACUUAUGGAUUCAGGUAGAAUGAGGAUCGUUCAAACUAUGCCAAUGGGACUAAGCUUGAAUGCGUUGACGAGGCUGGAGACGAGGCUGGGGACAACGCUGAGUCGGUCAUGUUCACCAAAUCAACUCGUUUCUAAAACCCCCAUUCUCGACAUAUUCAUAGCGAAAGAGCUAUACAACUCACACAACAUGGAAGAAGCUUGGAAUCUACGAAACAGAUCCCUAAAGAGUAACAAAAACAGAACAACUUUUGUUUACGAGAGAUCAACAUUCAUCGAUAUGUCAAACAUUUGGGAGCUGUAUACUGAUGAAGAGAAGCCUCAACGACAGAGAAAGGCAAUCAAAACCAAUGCCAGAGAGUUUUUCAGUAUUUAA